UUUCUAUUGUGGUUUUAUCUUAGUGUCGAGUUGAUAAGCAUCUGGAAGUCAUCAACAUGGACGCAUCUGAAUCACCAAGCGCAGUCUUUCACCGGAGUCUUCACACCAAUCCCAUCCCCAUAAUCGGAGCCAGCGGGAAUUACUUGCAUUUAUCAACAGGCGGAAAACUGCUCGAUGCUACUGGAGGUGCUGCGGUAUCAUGCCUAGGACAUGGAAACAAAAGAGUCAAGGAGGCCAUCAUAAGUCAAUUGGAUGUGGUCUCAUAUGUCCAUUCUGCAACCUUUGCUACCGAGGCCGCCGAGAAGCUCGCAAGAGAACUUGUCGAGUCAACUAAUGGAGAGAUGUCAAGGGCGUACAUCGUCAGCUCUGGUUCCGAAGCAAUGGAAGCAGCUCUCAAGCUUGCAAGACAACAUUUCCUCGAGUCCAACCCGCCACAGCCACGAAGAACCAGGUUCAUCGCCAGGCACGAGUCUUAUCAUGGAACAACAUUAGGGGCACUGUCGGUCAGCGGCCACAAGGCUCGUCGUGCUCCAUACGAACCGAUGCUGCUUCCGAACAUGAGUCGCGUCUCUGCGUGCAAUGCUUAUCGCGGGAUGAUCGAAGGUGAAACCGAGGCAGGAUACGUGGAUCGAUUGGCAAAGGAACUUGAUGAAGAGUUCCGGCGUCUUGGUCCAGAGAAUGUUUGUGCGUUUGUGGCGGAGCCAAUAGUGGGCGCAGCUUUAGGUUGCGUGCCGGCGGUCAGGGGUUACUUCAAGGCAGUCCGCACCGUUUGUGAUAAGUAUGGGGCACUACUAAUUCUUGAUGAAGUGAUGUGUGGCAUGGGCAGAACGGGGACUAUGCAUGCGUGGCAAUCGCCACUCAUUGAUGUGAUUCCGGAUAUUCAGACCAUCGGAAAGGGGCUGGGUGGUGGAUAUGCACCUGUGGCUGGUGUGUUGAUCAGUCGCAAAGUGACGGAUACCCUAUUCGGAGGUACCGGAGCCUUUGCCCAUGGACAGACUUAUCAGGGACAUCCUGUCAGUUGCAGAGCUGCGUUGGAAGUGGUACGGACCAUAAAUGAAGAGAAGCUGGUGGAUAAUGUCGCAGCCAUGGGCUUGAAGAUGGAAGAACUGUUGAAGCAACUCGUCUUACCGUUACCUCAUGUUGGUGAUGUACGAGGAAAGGGGCUCUUCUGGGGAAUCGAAUUUGUUAAGGACAAGACAACGAAAGAACCAUUUGAUCCAAAAGAGAAUGUUGCUAUGGACAUCCACGAGAAAGGUUUAAGUGGCCCGCACAACAUCACACUCUAUCCUGGAAACGGCACGGUAGACGGUAAGGUCGGAGAUCACAUUCUCGUUGCUCCUGCAUACAAUGUGACGGCGGAUGUCGUCGAAUUGAUUGUGCAAAAGACUGCGGCGGUCAUUAAGGAAUACUUCGAACAGAGCAGAGAAUGAUUUUGGGGAUCGGUCGUUCCAUAAACUCAAUGAGAGUCUGUUGAAAGAAGGCCACCACCCUCCAUAGACAUAUGACCGUUAGUUGCUUGAGUUGUCGAGGAGCCUGUUCAUGAUUGAAACACCAAACAAGAUUUUUCUUUAUUGGCCAUUGAUUCGAAGAACGCUCAAAAUAACAACACUCAGUUUUGAUGGAACC
Messenger RNA from Aureobasidium pullulans EXF-150, 1626 nucleotides. RefSeq names its product aminotransferase, class III. Gene Ontology annotation, cellular component: cytosol. The coding region runs from base 57 to 1430 and encodes 457 amino acids. The transcript has 5 exons. Gene Ontology annotation, molecular function: transaminase activity; pyridoxal phosphate binding. NCBI's taxonomy places the organism in Eukaryota, Fungi, Ascomycota, Dothideomycetes, Dothideales, Saccotheciaceae. The record is from RefSeq and is a predicted model, not a curated record.